Messenger RNA from Candida tropicalis MYA-3404, 1980 nucleotides. RefSeq lists its product as uncharacterized. The coding region runs from base 1 to 1980 and encodes 659 amino acids. The transcript has a single exon. The record is from RefSeq and is a predicted model, not a curated record. NCBI's taxonomy places the organism in Eukaryota, Fungi, Ascomycota, Pichiomycetes, Serinales, Debaryomycetaceae.
AUGACAGGGUUUCCUGAAGUACCUAGAUUUCGAGGUGAUACUGAUGAAGACGCAUCAAUUCAUUUAUAUAAUACUGUUGGAAAAGCAAAACCACUUCGAUCAUCAAUCUCCAAACCUUAUUAUUCUACAAUUCAAAACUCCAGUAUGUCUAUAGAUGAUCGUAUUUCAAAUGUUUUAAAUGAACAUGAUGAUCGAUAUAGUAAUUAUGAUGAUGAAAUUGAUGAGGAUUAUACCAAUCAUACAUAUUUGAAAUUUUUAAAUGGAGAAUAUGGAGAAGAAGAUGAGGUAGAGGAAGGUGUUUUGAAUGAUUAUGAUUAUGAAUACCAAGGAGGAAAUGAAACUGAUAGUGAUACCUAUAGAGAUGAAGGAGGUAAUAUAUUAAAUGGAUAUAAUGAAGGAUUUGUUUCUGGGGAUUUCGACCUUGAUGAAGAUGAUCCUGAAGAUUUAGAUUAUAUCCCCAUUGUUAAUCAUCAAAGAAAGGAAAUCAUUAAUGGUAACGGGACAAUGGAUGAAACAAAAUAUCAUGAUGCGAACAGUGAUGAAUAUGAAGAGGAAGAGGAAGAAGAAGAAGAAGAAUACUUGUCAGAAGAAGAUACACCGGUUGUAUUCGAUAGUAUAAAACAUGCAAAAUCUCAGAUAAGUAGAGGAUCUGAAAGUGUGGAGAAGCACAAGAACCCAACAUUUAAUUGGAAACUUGGUAUUGUGAUAGCAGUGUUAUCUUUUUUAAUCACAAUCGUUAUUGGGUAUGUAUCAGUCAAUGGGUUGGAUGGAAUAACACUACCGGAUUUUAGUUUUGUUGAACCCUUAAGAAUAGCCAAAUUAGAUGGAAGACUACAGCGAUUGGAACAAGAUUUGAAGAAGUCACAGAAUGAUAAGCACGAUAUUUUAUUACAAGUUCAAUAUGAAAUGAAUCAGUUGAAUGAAAAAAUUAAUGGGAAAUUAGAACAAUUAGGGAAAUCCAAUGACAUAAUACAAUUAAAGAAUAACAAGAUACAAAUUACACCUGAAUUCCAUCAAUUUUUAUAUAAUUUCAUUGACAAUUAUCAAAGUAGUUAUAUUGAUUCAAAACUAGAAGGAAUUGAAAAUUUAAAUGAUAUUAAUAGGUUAAGAGAAUAUGUUGAUACUAGUGUACAAAAUUCGGUUGAUUCAAUUAAACAAGAGAUAAGUUUAGAGUAUGAUGAAUUGAUGAAUAAUUUAACCGUUUCCAAUGGUAGUAUUGGAUCUCCUAACAACAACAAGAUUUGGCUUGAUUCCGUACUUGGUUUAAUCUCACGUGGAUCUACAUUAGUCAAUUAUGCAGAUUAUUCCAGUGGUUCCCGAAUUCUUGGAUUUUUAACUACCGUAAAUAAAGAGGAAAGUAGUACCGAUUACAAUGUAUUACAAAAGAUGAUUUAUGGUUGGUGGAUAUAUAAUGAAAGAAUGACUAAUGACAAGUAUAAUGCAAAUCAUGUUAUAUUAGAUGAUGACAUUUUCUGGAAAGGAGGUGAUGAGAUUGGAAUUAGAAUGAGUAGUUGUAUCAUUCCAACUGAUAUUAUUAUUGAAUGUGAAUGUGAACUGGAAAAGGAUCAAUAUGUAACCAUUGGAUUCAAACCAAGUACUAAAACUGGAUUUGAUAAAUUACCAUAUGGUAAAUUUAAUAAGGAUGCUAACAAGUAUACUACGAAAUUUAAAAAGAUAAGACAAGCCAAGAUUAAAUCAGGGAUAAAUCAUGUGAGAUUACCAAUUAGAUUUAUCAAUGAAAAAAUUGGUGGUAAAGAUGUUUAUUUUAAAUUUAACAAGAAUUUGGAUAUUAAUAAUAUUAAGAUUUAUGGCAUAAGUGAAGUAAAUGCCGUAAAGUAUCAAGAUAAAUUGAAUUUAUUGGUUGAAAAGUUUAAUGAAGCUAUAAAUGAAGAAGAACUGGUUGAGAAUCUUUCGGAAUCUAAUAGUCAUAAUAAGAAUCAUAUUACACAAAUUGAUUUAAAUGAUGAUAUUUAUCUUUAA